ACUUCGUUUUCUAGUUAGUCACACAUGUUAUUCAUUUAUACUGGUUUGUCGACUUUGUCGUUGACAACAAUUUCGUCAGACUGAAUUUUGAACAAGGCCUGGGAUGCCUUUGUUGUUUAGACACAUUUUAAAUUUGGUCAUCUUGAUACCCAAGCAAAACCUCCACAGAACUUGGAAAACUGUUGGACCGUUAUCUCCUCCUGCAUCCCUUAUCUUCCGGCAUAACUGCUCCACUGCCUCCACCACCAAAAAUAUUACAGCUGUGAGAAGAUAUCGGUGGAAUCUACCCAAGGGGUCACUAAAAACGAUGGCCGUGUCCCAAGAGCUAUUUGACCAAGUCCUUACCCCGGAACUUCACACCCUCGCCUCUCUGUUUGACAAGCACGGGUAUGAGCUACGACUGGCUGGGGGUGCAGUUCGAGACCUGAUCGCUGGCCAAGUUCCGGCUGACAUUGAUUUUGCCACUACAGCCACCCCCACCGAAAUGAAAGCUAUGUUUGAGGCAGAACAAAUACGCACCAUCAACGCGAAAGGGGAGAAACAUGGAACAAUCACAGCCAGGAUUAAUGACAAGGAAAAUUUCGAGGUUACCACACUUCGCGUGGACGUGGUCACUGAUGGGCGUCACGCCGAAGUCGAGUUUACCAAAGACUGGGAGAUUGAUGCAGCUAGGAGGGAUCUCACUAUAAAUUCCAUAUUUUUGGAUCUGAAGGGGACGGUGUAUGACUACUUUAACGGUGCUGAAGAUCUUGCCAAUAAACGAGUACAAUUCGUGGGUGAUCCAAUUCAACGUAUUCAAGAGGACUAUCUCAGGAUUCUCAGAUAUUUCAGAUUUUACGGCCGUAUUUGUGACAAGGAAGAUUUGCAUCAGCCUGCUACCCUCUCCGCCAUUCGGGAUAACAUGAACGGUUUGAAGCAGAUUUCCGGGGAACGGAUUUGGGUGGAAUUGAAAAAGAUUCUGGCAGGAAAAUUUGCUGAUCACCUUACCCUCAAAAUGGUGGAGUUAGGAAUUGGUCCCUACAUCGGACUUCCUGACGAAAUGGACACAUUAAAUUUUAAAAAUGUUCAUCAACGCCUCGAGAAAUUAGGCUCGUACAAUCCAAUCACGCUUCUAAGUGCUCUGCUUAAUACUGAACAGGAUGCAAUCGCUUUAAAUUCUCGCUUGAAAUUGAGCGCAUUUGAGAGAGAUUUGGCUAUAUUUAUUGUCCUAUAUCGCAACACCCUUGGGCGUGAACCUUCAAUAAAGUCUUUCCAGAAGAUUGUAAUCUUCUCCAAGAGUAAAAUGACUGAUGUGAGACUUUGGGUGGAGGAGGUUUACAAGUACAAUGGGGCUUUGGACUUGCUGGAAGAGUUUAAAGCAUGGGAUCCACCAAAAUUCCCCAUCUCUGGUCAUGCUUUGGUGGAACAUAAGGUCCCAGCUGGCAAGACUAUGAAUCGUGUGUUGAUGGCGUUGAAGGACCUCUGGAUUGACUCCAACUUCACUGCGGGGGAGGAGCAACUCUUGAAGGAGAUCCCAGAAAUUCUUGAAGCCUUGGCUCGAUCCCCACCUACAACGCCGCCCCAAAAACCUAAAGGAGCAGGCAAAUCGAGUGCCCAAACCAAAAAGAAAAAGGAGGAAUCAUUGGUGGCUUCAAAUUCUUAAAAUUCAUCAUCCAUUCUCAUCAUCCUGUUAAGAGUGGGUCGGGUUAGUUUUAUAAUAAUGUAUCGUUAAGUUUAAUAUCCUUCCUGGUAAAUAAACUAAUAGCUAACGUGAUUUGCAUAA
Folsomia candida is the source of this 1762-nucleotide messenger RNA. Its product is annotated as CCA tRNA nucleotidyltransferase 1, mitochondrial. NCBI's taxonomy places the organism in Eukaryota, Metazoa, Arthropoda, Collembola, Entomobryomorpha, Isotomidae. The coding region runs from base 104 to 1642 and encodes 512 amino acids. Gene Ontology annotation, biological process: RNA processing. The record is from RefSeq and is a predicted model, not a curated record. Gene Ontology annotation, molecular function: nucleotidyltransferase activity; RNA binding. The transcript has 7 exons.